Messenger RNA from Phlebotomus papatasi, 1684 nucleotides. RefSeq names its product GDP-mannose 4,6 dehydratase (gene Gmd). Gene Ontology annotation, biological process: GDP-mannose metabolic process. The record is from RefSeq and is a predicted model, not a curated record. Lineage: Eukaryota; Metazoa; Arthropoda; Insecta; Diptera; Psychodidae. The transcript is spliced from 3 exons. Gene Ontology annotation, molecular function: GDP-mannose 4,6-dehydratase activity. The coding region runs from base 145 to 1221 and encodes 358 amino acids.
AGGUUUGUUUACUCUUCGGCAAAAUUGUCACAAAAAUACUAAUAUUUGUUCAAAAACAAAACGUGAAAAUUUGGGGCAAAAAUAGAAAGAAUAAAUAGGUGAACCACGUUGAUAGAUAGAAUAUAACUUCCAGAUACAGAAACAAUGUCGGUUGAAAGUGGUGAUAUGCGCAAAAGUGCUCUAAUAACUGGAAUAACUGGGCAGGACGGUUCUUACCUGGCCGAAUUCCUUCUAGAGCGUGGAUAUGAGGUUCAUGGUAUCAUUAGGCGUGCCAGUACCUUCAAUACCGGUCGAAUUGAGCAUCUUUAUGCUAAUCCUCAGGCUCAUACUGGGGGCCGGAUGAAGCUCCACUAUGGAGACAUGACGGACAGCAGUAGCCUUGUUAAGAUCAUUCAGAAGGUGCGUCCUACAGAGAUCUACAAUCUGGCAGCACAGUCUCAUGUUAAAGUGUCCUUUGACCUCUCGGAAUAUACUGCUGAAGUUGAUGCAGUUGGAACUCUGAGACUGUUAGACGCCAUCCGGACUUGUGGACUCGAGAAGGCAGUUAAGUUCUAUCAAGCAUCCACGUCAGAGCUCUAUGGAAAAGUAGUAGAGACACCUCAGAAUGAGAAGACUCCGUUCUAUCCAAGAUCACCUUAUGCCUGUGCUAAAAUGUAUGGAUUUUGGAUCGUUGUGAACUACCGGGAAGCCUAUGGAAUGUUUGCCUGUAAUGGGAUCCUCUUCAAUCAUGAGUCUCCACGUCGAGGAGAAAACUUUGUCACGCGUAAGAUUACCCGAUCUGUAGCCAAGAUCUCUUUGGGUCAAAUGGAAAAUUUUGAACUCGGCAAUCUCGAUUCCCGACGUGACUGGGGACAUGCUAAAGACUACGUAGAAGCGAUGUGGCUUAUGUUGCAGCGUGAAACGCCCCAGGAUUACGUAAUUGCAACUGGACAGUCGAGAAGCGUCCGGGAAUUUGUUGAAGCAUCCUUUGCCUAUAUUGGUCGGGAAAUUGAGUGGAGAGGUAGUGGACUUGAGGAAGUUGGCGUAGAAAAAGGUAGUGAAAUCGUUCGUGUUAAAGUACAUCCCAAGUAUUUUAGACCAACUGAAGUGGAUAUUCUGUUGGGAGAUGCCUCAAAAGCCAGAGCUGAGCUCGGCUGGAGUCCAAAGGUUACUUUUCAUGAGCUCGUUAAGGAUAUGAUGGACUCUGACAUUGAGCUGAUGCGAAAAAAUCCCAUCGCUUAGAAGUAUACAAAAGCAUUCCGGAAGAUCUUAAUCUCCCAUUAAACACCAAAAAGAAACAACUUUCCGGGAGUAUAUAUCUCUCAAAAACAUUAAUCCUCCUCUGGGUAUCUGACCAUUUUCUUCUUUCUCAUCGUGAUUAAUUUCACCGUGGCCACUAUUUUUUUCCUAGCACAAUUCGACGCAACAAAAACCCAGAGAUAAGUGAGAAAAUUAAGCAAUUGCCACAGUACAAUUAUAGUGUCAAAAGUGGAAGAUUUCAGGAAGAUAAAUUGGUGAGAUUGCAACAUUUUUCAAUAAAGAAAUUACAUGAGUUUUGAGGGGGAUAUUGUGUAAUAGAUUAAUUUCUUAUCAAAUGAUCGAGUUUGUUGACCUUAUGUAUCAUUCCUGGAAAGAUACUUUAAUUUUUUAUACAAAUUGUAUUUUGACGAAAUAAAGAGCAUUUUAACACGAAAAUCAAACAAAA